UCUAUUGUUGAAGCAUUCGGAGCUCUCGAUUAAGCUCCUGGCCAGCGAUUUUGUCAUUCUCUUUGAACAACUGGAAAUAAGUUUCUUGAAGAGUAUUUGUUGGAGAACUUUGGAAAACUACAGGAACAGAUGCGUAGUCAGUCAUGUUUCAUAUUUCGUUCUUGUUGGACUGGAGAAAGUAGUUGUUGCAAGUCAAAGAGAGCACGUUGUUUGAUUGCCUCCGGUUUUUUACCUGCAUUUUCAGUCAGUCAUAAACCCAAACGUUUAAGGUACAACUUGUGUCUGUUUGCCAAACAACCUUAUCCUUCUCCCUCUUCUGGCUCUGGCGGUAUUACUUUUCUUGUUGGGAAUAUUUUUGCUCAAAUGAUGCAGUUAUUGCUGGGUUUUAGAAGACUUACUCGACUAGUUGAUGAUAAAGAUGUGGCCCCGUUGGAAGAUGUUUAUUAUCCUGAAAGAGAGGAAUGGUCCAGAAACUAUCAAGUCUUAGUACUGGGUGCUACUGGAAAAAUUGGGAAUAUCAUUACCAAGAAACUAUUGUUAAGAGGAUACAGAGUUAGAGUAUUAGUAAGAAAUUUGUACAGCUCCACCUUGGAUGCAGUUGGAACUGGAUGUACUUUUGCGAAAGGAGAUGUGAGAGAACUUUCAAGUUUAUAUGACGCCAUGGAAAAUAUCGAUAAGGUCAUUUGGGCUGUUGGAACUUCCGAUUCACAAGAAACGGAAACUGUGGAGUUCAAUGGAUUACAAAACGUGAUCAAAGCCUUGCAUGAUUCCAAAUUUCAACAGUAUGGUAGUGAGGAAUCAGCAAAAGUGACUCUAUUCAAAUUUGAUAGAAAGACCGAUUUUGAGAAUUGGAAACCCGUACUCGAUGAAUUUCGUAGUCGCUUAGCUUCUGUUGGAUUACAAAAGAGACCGCCCAAAAUUGAAUAUAUGCAAAACAGUAGAAACAACGCAGUCUUUACAGGAAAGAUUUUUGAUGCAGACGGUGGAACUGCAGAAAUUGCUUCCAAGAUAGACCAACACAACUUGGAAGAGUUUGAAGGUCUUAUCAUUCGUUGUAUUGGAGAUGGGAAAACAUAUGGCCUUGAGUUAAGAACUCGUUCUGGAGACAACGCUCAAGUGGAAUAUUUAGCACGUUUCCGAACUGUUCCAAAUAAAUGGCUCACAAUAAGACUUCCUUUUUCUAAGUUCGUGGCAGUUCCAAAAGAAGGAAUUUUGAGACCAGUACUUGUCACAGAAGAAAUCAACUUGAGUGACGUUUAUCAAUUGGCAAUCAAUUUUGUAAAAGCAACAAGGCAGGACGAAGAUGAUGGCUUUUAUCUUGCUAUUGACUAUAUCAAAGCUUAUCGAAAACAACAAGAACCUGAAUUUAUAAUGAUAUCUUGUACAGAUGUUGGAAAAUAUUUGCGUCCGGAUAAGCUCAAGGAAUUGGAUGAUGACAAUCCAAUCGUUUGGAAACUUCGAGGAGAGAUUGCCCUUCGCAACUCGGGAUUGACGUAUUGUAUUAUUCGUUCUGGAAGAUGUAUUGAUCGACCUGGUGGCCUUAAGCCAACUAUCGUUGAUCAAGAACCGAUACAAGACGACAAAUAUAUAAGUCAUGCAGACUUGGCAGAUGUGGUAUUGCAUUCCUUGAACAAUCGAAGAGCUUGUAAUGUAACAUUCAAUGCUUACGAGAGUAAUAGACAAGCACAACACUCCUCUCUAAAGCCAUUCGAGGCAACUGAUAUUUCAACAAGUUUAGAACAGUUGAGAGCCAAUACUUGAAGUUCUUAGUUUUUGGUUAGUUUUGAGUGUUCAUUAGGGUAAACAAGGGAAAUUGGAUUCACAAGGAU
Galdieria sulphuraria is the source of this 1829-nucleotide messenger RNA. RefSeq names its product transcription repressor. Lineage: Eukaryota; Rhodophyta; Bangiophyceae; Galdieriales; Galdieriaceae. The record is from RefSeq and is a predicted model, not a curated record. The coding region runs from base 130 to 1761 and encodes 543 amino acids. The transcript is spliced from 8 exons.